AUGUCGGCGCACGAACAAAUUCUGGUGUGCAACUUGAGGAAGUGCCGGCGCAUUGUCGGCGACUUCGCCUGGGUCACCUCCUGCUCGCAUCUCUUUUGCGACGAGGACGGCGAACGCGAGUUCAAGACGGGGGCGGCCGCCUGCCCGGCGUGCGGCGCCUUGCCGCGCGGCAGCCUGGAGGUGGUGCGGGUCUGCUUGAACCCCCCCGAGGAGCACAAGUCCAUGGUGCUGGCGGGCCUAGGGCCGGACGUCAUCCAGGAGAUAUGUUCGCGGGCGCUUUCAUUCUGGAUCUUUCAGGUGCACCAGGAGAGACUGUAUCAGGAACACUUGGCCGUGAAAUCAAAGAGGCUCAGGGUGCAGUCUGAGGACCGCUUCAAGCAGGAGAUCCAGAACAAGGUCACGGAGGUCGCCACUCUGAAGCGGCAGUUCUCGCUUGCCAAGAGCGAGCUGGCCAAGUUCAAGAAGAGGUACAACGAGGCUGCCGAGAAACUGCUGGAGAGGGACCGGGAGCAGAAGAAACUGCAGGUCUCCUACGAUCGCCUCCCGCCUGCGAUUCUCCGCUAUCGACGAGGGGAGAUGCGCUGA
Messenger RNA from Petromyzon marinus (sea lamprey), 585 nucleotides. NCBI's taxonomy places the organism in Eukaryota, Metazoa, Chordata, Hyperoartia, Petromyzontiformes, Petromyzontidae. The record is from RefSeq and is a predicted model, not a curated record.